This is a messenger RNA of Episyrphus balteatus (marmalade hoverfly), 945 nucleotides long. RefSeq lists its product as uncharacterized. Bases 116 to 832 code for a protein of 238 amino acids. The record is from RefSeq and is a predicted model, not a curated record. The transcript is spliced from 4 exons. NCBI's taxonomy places the organism in Eukaryota, Metazoa, Arthropoda, Insecta, Diptera, Syrphidae.
UUUGUUAAAUAUUCAAUAGGUGUUUGAAAUCAUUCCUGAAGAGGAUAUAAAAAUUGGAAAUGGAAGUGAAAAUUCAUUGAAAAGUUCAAGUCUUUUAACAAGUUUUUUACAAACAAUGUGGAGACAAACAAUGCCACUAUUCCGAAAAAAUCUACUACUCUCCACUGCAAUAGCUUGUACAAUUCAAUUUUGUAUAUACAUCACUAUGCAUGGAAUGUUUAUGUGGUUUCCAUUUAUUUCUCAUAACAUGGUGGAGUUUAGAAAUAAUAAUCCAUUAAAUUCAUCUAGAAUUUGUGAUGUUAUUAAUGCUAAGAUUCAAUUUGAAGAUAAUUCGCAAAAAAUUGAUGGCGUUAAGCAUUGCACUGAAAAACUUGAAAAUGGAACUUUUCUUUUGACGAUGUUGAUGGAAUUUGUUUAUGGCUUGGGAUUUAUUGUUGUUGGUUUUGUCCUCCAAAUAGUCAAAAAAGUUCAUAUUUUAUUUUUCAUACUCUUUGCAUUUGGAACUUGUGGAAUUUUGAUAAAUUUCAUUUAUGAUACAACUUUGGCCUUAGUUGUAUACAAUAUGCUAUUUCUAUGCGGGGUUGGAAUUCAAGUAUUAAGCGAAAUAGUUGUAGAUUUGUAUCCAACAAAUUUAAGAGCUAUGGCACUUUGCAUCUCUUUGAUGUUUGGUCGUUUGGGUGGUGUCUUUGGAGCUUAUAUGAUUGCAUUGCUAUUGGCUACCAACUGCGAGAUGACUUUCAAUAUUGCUGGAAUGGGCUUAGUGGUUUCGGCAUUUUUAACAUUUUUAAUUCCAAAAGUGAAAAAUUUGGAAAACAAACCAGUUGUUGGGUAGUGAUAUUGAUUGCUAUGUAGAAAACAGUUGUAUGUUAUAUAAGUGUUAGAAAUUCCUACGUCCAUAAUUAUGCCAUUAAUACUGUUUUAAGAUAAAUAAAGUAUUUUUUUUAA